AUUUGUGUUCUCUAACAAACAUCUUACAAAAUGGUUGAGCGAUCAGAACAGUACGAUCUCCUUCAAGGACUCGGAUGCUCAGCUCGGCUGGCCGAGGCUGUUGACCGACUUUGCCAAGACGGCAUUCUGGCCCAUACCCAACUGUCCGACCAGGUCAUAGACAAUCUGAAAGCUCUUCCGGAAGGAGUGGCAUUGCAAGCUGUGCAGAAGUUACGAGUCAGUGAUCUCUCAUCUGUUAAAAACCGAUCCGCUUUCUUUCUCGGAGUCAUCAGAUCAUUUAGAUCCCACGGUGUGACGCAACCGGCUCAAAUUGCGGGUGGCGACGCUCAGCAAGGUGUAAUUGGCGCAUAUCCUUAUCCUGGGGGACAAAACGGCGAUGUUGUAGUGGCGCCUGGAGUUUCGCCAGACAUGCAGCCGGGACAAGUGCAAAUUCUAAAAAGACAGCCGCCAACUAAAAAGGCACCAGAUGCUGCCAAGCUGAAGGAAAUUCUGGCGCGAACUGGAUAUAGCCAUACUGUAUCUACAACUUUGAGGAAGUAUGGAGGACCUCCGCCCAACUGGACUGGACCGAAGCCGGGACCUGGAACUGAAGUAUUCUUGGGACGCGUGCCUCAAGAUGUUUUUGAGGACGAUCUGAUACCUGUGUUUGAAACUGUGGGAAAGAUAUACGAGUUGAGAGUCAUUGUUGAUAAUGAAGGGUACAAUCGAGGCUAUGGCUUUGUGACCUACUGUGACAAGGACACAGCGAAAGAAGCUGUGAAGAAACUGAACCGACACGAGAUUAAGCCGAACAGGAGGAUCAUAGUGAAACUCUCUGUUCAGUUCAACAGACUCUACAUCGGAGGAGUGCCUAAGAGCAAAUCGAAGGACGAUAUCUACAAUGCAUUCUCAAAGGAGGUCGAGAAUCUCAAAUGUGUGAUUCUGCAGGAUCCUCCAUCUGGUGCUAGCAGUGAUGUAAAGAACAGAGGCUUCUGCUUCUUAGAAUUCGACUCCUACUUCGAGGCAGCUGCUGCUAGGAAGCGACUGAUGAAUGGACGACAGAAGAUUUCUUCAUGGGACAACUUCUCCAGAUUCAUCGUUGACUGGGCUAUUCCUUUGGAGAACCCUGAUGAGGAAGUAGUAGCGAACAGCACCGCUAUCCUCGUGAACAACUUGACAGAGGCAAUCUCGAAUGACGACUUGGUUGCCCGAUUCCAGAAGUACGGACACAUCAAGAAAGUGAACAAGAAGAACCACUACGCUUUCAUCACCUACAACGACCGAUCUGCGGCCGAAGCAGCGGAGGCGGCCGAGAAUCAGCAGAUCCUGAAGGAUGCCCAGAUAGACGUGCAGAUCCAUGUCCCACUGACGGGUGUGGCGAAGAGGAUGGUGCAAACUAUCAAAGGCACUCCGGGAGGUAAUCAAGGAAACUUCCAAGGUGGAUAUAGGAACCAGCAGAUGUACAAUAACAGUUCGCAGAAUGUAUCUCAGGCGGCAGUGAUGGGGUUCAACAAUGGGGGACCAGGCAGUUACAAUUCAGGCGGGGGCAUGGGACGGGGCGGAUCUGGACGAGGUAUUCCCAGGCGGGCUGGCACCUUCACCAAGACUAGAAUGAUGUCGCGUGGAAUGAGCAAUGGUCAGCAACAGGCAGGAUACGACCCCUACUUUGCCCAGGUGCAAAUGAGUGUACUGGGCAACCAAAGUGGAUACACGGGGUUCCAGUCGUUCUAAACGAAGAACCCCAAUCAAUCCAGUCAAUUCGAAUCCAGACUUGAGUGAAUUGAGUUGUGCUGAAACUGACGUUUAUAUAAAUUAGACUUUAAUCUUUGUUGUCCUCUAAAUUGAUACGCUAUUAUAAACUGAAAACUAAGUAAAUUAUGUGAAUUUUAUUUUAUGUUAAUACUUAUGCGAUUGGCAUUUCCCGAGGAAAUUUUCGGUUUUGUUGAAUUUCUGCUAGAUUGUUGUUCGACUCGCAGACUGUUAUCUUCGUGUUGGUCGCCGAGUUUUCGAUUCGUAAUAACUACUACAAAUUGGCUAAAUUGAUGCAAUUAGAUGCAUUAAGAUUAAUUUAGUUUUCCUGAAAAUCAGUCCGAGACUCUUUAGAGAGAUUUGUUGGCAUAAAUUUGAAUGAGCUCCUCAAUUUAUCAGAUCGCGAACACAAAUCACAACAAUAAGUUUAUUAUAACUCAAGUUACUCAAAAACAUUGAUUAGUAAUCAUACUCUACUCAAAUACCCUGUUAUGUUAUAACUACCCUUGAUGUGCUAGACUGUUAUUAAAAGUAAAUCUCUUUCAAUUGUGUUUGAGUUACGGCUCUGUUCAUUUUAAGAGGAAAAGUUUCCUACAGCACGCAAGGAUUAAACGAGCAUCAUGUAAGCUCAUUUCAUUUUGGUUGUCUCUUUUAAAAAAAGCCGAGGGGUUCUUUUUGUUCAAGCGGCCCAUGACAUUGGAACCAUUGUGGAAAACAAGCGGAAGCGUAACUCGUUAAUUGCAUUAAUUUAAACGUCUUCUAUGUUGCUGCAAUAUUUUUCGAUUGAUUGCGAAGUGUCGACAUAAUGUUGAUGAACUUUGUCGGUGUUUCGUCGAUGCUUGAAUUGAAAUUUGAAUUCCUG
Molecule: messenger RNA, 2590 nt
Organism: Symsagittifera roscoffensis
Lineage: Eukaryota; Metazoa; Xenacoelomorpha; Acoela; Convolutidae
Product: heterogeneous nuclear ribonucleoprotein R-like
Exons: 6
Coding region: 31-1710 (559 amino acids)
Cellular component (GO): ribonucleoprotein complex; nucleus
Molecular function (GO): mRNA binding
Source: RefSeq, a predicted model, not a curated record